UGGCCAGGCAGCGAUUCCAUCAACCUUGACGGGGUCCAUAGAUAUAUUGUCCGCGGAGAUAAUAAAUCCGAGGUAUUCAACCGUGUCUGUUUCGAAAGUGCACUUGGAGGGUUUCAGGAACAAGUCAUUGUCCAAGAGUAUUUGCAUGACUUGGGUCGUCACGCGUCGGUGUUCUUCGAUGGUUUUCGUGAAUACCAAAAUGUCAUCCAUAUAGACUGCCAGGACUUGUGCCACAAUGAGGUCAUGGAAAAUGAUGUUCAUCAUUGUUUGGAAAGUGGCGGGUGA
Messenger RNA from Heterobasidion irregulare TC 32-1, 285 nucleotides. RefSeq lists its product as uncharacterized. The transcript has a single exon. The annotation marks the transcript as partial. Lineage: Eukaryota; Fungi; Basidiomycota; Agaricomycetes; Russulales; Bondarzewiaceae. The record is from RefSeq and is a predicted model, not a curated record.